AUGUCAGAGGUCCCGUCCAUACCGCGGAAACCGUUGCACGAGCGAAGCGACUCGCUGAGCAAUAGCAAAAGCAACAGCAACAACAGCAGCCAAAACAGUCUUGCGAACAAACCCGCCAGCGGUGCUCCUGGGAGAGAAACGAGCGGCGCCUUUUCGAGCCACUCCAACACGAGCGCAAAUGCCAUUCCUCGAGCCGCGAUCCGUCUCGUCCCAAGUACACCUCCGCAGCUGCUGGGUACUGUUACGGGUAGAGAGGGACCGGCUGGACCAAGCAUCAACGACCUCAACGAGGCCAGAAACCACGACCGAGAGCAGCUGACGAACUUCGGAGGCAUCGGCAGCUUGAGAGACAACAUUUAUUCUCGGACACCGUUACCGACCCAUCCCUCGCACAUUCUGUCAGCCCCUGGAAAAGGCAAGGAUCCUGCAUACGCAACCGAGUUUCGAACCAACCUCCAAGCGCAACUUCACCACAAAUCGAGUGGUUCGUCCCUUUUGCCAGGGCCCUCAACGCAUAGGACGCCUCAAAAUGUCGAUUCUGAUACACCACCGCCAAUAUCGAAGGUUAAGCCCCCAGCCAAAAAGCGUCUGCACAUUCAUAAAGACAACAAGACCUUCUCCCUGCUACAGGAUGACCAGGACGUCCAAUCAACCGAUGCCCUUCAAUCACCAAUUUUGAGUCUUUCUAGAACGAGCUCGUACGAUUCGCUGGCAUCUCAAGCGCGUCAUGCAAAAGGCCGGUCAAAUUCUAUAGAUUCAUGCCUCCAGUCAGCACCCUCAACGCCUAGCCCGGACGCCAGAAAACCAAUAUCUGCAGAUCAUAUAACCACCUCUUCACCCUGGAACUACCAACUCGUCGGUGGCAUUCGCAAAGUCCCGAAGACUCCAGAUCUCAAGCAAAGAGAGCCUUCCGAGAGCCCUCUGCCCCCAGUACCAGAAGCCUCAGACCGGCCAUCAGGGGCGUCGCACGAUCUUUCUACGAAACUGUCUUUUCAAUCUACACAGACCACAAAUUCUUCCACCACAUCGAUUUCUGAGACUUCCAACUACAAAGUUUUUGACAACACAUUCGCUUCAACCUCUGACGUCGCCUUACCUCACAUAACAAGCGACUCCAAUUACCAAUUAAUCGGCCCACCAUCAGUGGCACCAUCAGUAGCACCAUCAGAAGCACCAUCAGAGGCAACUUCUGAACCCUCUUCUAAUUACCAACUCAUUGGCCCACCUUCAGAGCCUUCGUCCAGUUCCAAUUAUCAAGUAAUUGGCCCCUCGUCUAUCGCUUCAACUGCAUCUUCUGUAAUUCACAGGCCAUACACCGCCAGAUCGGAAACGAUCUCCGAGGCAGAAGAGAACGAGAAUUACGAGGUAUACGGCGAUCCGUCACCAGUAGGUUCAGCGAUCAAUCUUGUCGCGCCACAGCAGAAAUAUUCCCAAGAGUCGCUCGUUGUCCCACCAUUAAAGCCAAGGAACAAGCGAUCAAACGAGAGUUUUGGAUAUUACAAGUCUAGAUCAAGAGAGUCACUUCGAACCGGCUCCCUAACCUCCAUUACAACUGUUCUUAGUCAACAAGAAGCUGUUCGAGCAAUUGUUGGUACUGGAUCGCUCAUACAAUUACCAAUCCUCAGUGUAAGCGGAGCAGGUCCGAGUUCAUGGGCGGAAUCGUCAGGCAACCACCCACCGCGGUCACAGAUGAACGAGCACCCUCAUCAAUGGAGCUCACAGCUUUCAACUGUGCUCUCGGUCUCCGAAGGAGGGGAGACUGGGGGACGCAAUUCGCGGGACUGGGCAAGUGUCAGUGGUCGAAGCAGCGGAGCCUUUCCAAGCACACCAAGUCGAAGUGGUAGCCGCGCAAAUGUCAUGAGCAUAAGUUCUUCGUUGGCUCUGGAAGAAGCAAGGAGCGAGUCUCUGGAUCCUCCGGAGCCAGCGUUUAUGCGAGGUGCGAGGAGACAUCAGAGUUCUGGGUCUAUACAAUAUAUCCAAGAUCAAGAUGAGUAUGGAGACGGUAUUACAGACAUGCAGGAUCUUAGGAACCGACCAUCACGGACACGACUUUCAGGAUUCUUCAAUAGUGGAUCUUCCGAUAAUGGGCGGACCAACACAAUGCGAUCAACAUCCAGUUCUCGAGCUGGCAGCAUCAUUGCGACCUCUUCGAUUCCUACAUGGGCGAGGUUAUACUAUGGCAGUGGGGAAAGAAAAUAUUUGGGAGCGCCUGGUAGCUCCACCGAAUCCACAAUGGGUAGCCGCGCAAGCUCUUUCCGUAGUGGUUCUCCAAACACCGAUCAUUUUCCUCUGAGCAUAUACAGUCCUCGACGGCGGCCACGGGAAGGUGGACGAGGAGACACACGACCCUCAACAAGCGGAUCACUCCAGAUCAACCCUGCGCCAAUGCCUGAAGGUGAUAACCACGAUCCUUACACUUCGCGUCGAUUCAGAACUUGGAGCAUGUCAAGCGUCUGGUCACCACAUUUGAGAAUGGACAGAAGAGCAGCGCGACACAGCGUAUGGGACCCACCUUCUGUUAACUGGUCUGCCGAUGGAAGCUCGUUUGGCAGACGAAAUGUACAAAUUAUAAUGUUCGUUGCGGGAUUCGUUUUUCCUUUUGCUUGGAUGAUUGCAGCCAUUUUGCCUUUACCUUAUAACCCAGUUGCCGAAAUGCGAGAACACGAAGCGGAGACCAGCAGCAGUCAAUUGGACACGUCGAAUCAGAUAGCCAACAAUUAUGAUAGGCAAUUUGGACGAAUUGAUGAAAAACGAUUUGAGAAUGCCAAAUGGUGGCGCAAUCUUAAUCGUUGGAUGUCCGUGGUGGGAUUUUUAAUCAUCGCAGCAAUUAUCAUUCUUGUCGUCGUUUCCAUCAAAGAAGGAUGGCGCAGCUCAUAA
Molecule: messenger RNA, 2877 nt
Organism: Glarea lozoyensis ATCC 20868
Lineage: Eukaryota; Fungi; Ascomycota; Leotiomycetes; Helotiales; Helotiaceae
Exons: 3
Coding region: 1-2877 (958 amino acids)
Source: RefSeq, a predicted model, not a curated record